AUGACAGGUGUAUCUGGAUGGAGCGAGGAGGAGGAAGAAAAGGAAGAUGGGGUAAUAUCACAGAACACCUACCAGAAGAGGGAACUGGUAGUAGGUCCCAGAGAAGCGACAACUGAGUACAUCACCCCAGAGGAACAAAACAACACAGAGGUGGUGGCUCAGUUAGGAGGUACUGCCACCAUCAAAUGCUACACAUACUUCCUGGGCGACGAGAUGGUCACGUGGAUGAAGCGUGACGAGGACCAGCUACUGACGGCGGGGGGUGAGGUAUACUCGUCCGAGAAGAGGUACUCCGUCGCCCACGUCAGACACCAGAAGCUCUGGGAGUUAUCUCUGAGGGACGUCCGGAUGAGUGACGCGGGCCUGUAUGAGUGUCAGCUGACCACUCAUCCCCCAGCCUCGCUUUUCUUCACUCUAAAAGUUGUCGAGGCUCGAGCUGUAGUUGCAGGUGGACCGGAAGUUCACGUACACACAGGAGUCAAGUUACGUCUGCACUGUACCGUAGAGUUGGCUACAGAACCUCCCGACUACAUCUUCUGGUUUCAUAAUGACACCAUGAUUAAUUAUUUACCCAAACGGCCACUGAAGGUCGUCAACCACCACUUUGCUAGUUCUCUCGUCAUCUCCAACGUCACCUGGGCGGAUGCUGGGUCCUACCGCUGUGAACCUCACCUGGCAACACCCGCCAACCUCACGCUGCAUGUUGUUGAAGGAGAAAAACAUGCGGCUCUGCACAACGGUCAUAGUGAGGGGGCAGAGCAAGACACCACAGCCGCCGCCGACUCCGCCCACCUCUCCCCACUCAUGGUCGCCGCCGCCGCCUCCUGCUUGUUGAUAUUCGCCUCCGCUGGUCACCUUUACACGCUAGACAGUGAUUGGUCGUAGUUAUGGUUGUGAUUUCUGUUGCAAUAUCCGCAUAUUUAUACCAUGAUGUUUGUACUGUUUAAAUCUUACGAGAAUAAGAACUACUUUUGACGAUAAUUGUAAUGAUCUUUUAUGUGAUGUGUACAAUGUCCAUGUUACUAUGGUGGGAGAGCAAAUUGGUUCGAGGUCAAAUGAGAGACUAAAGUUGACAUCUACAGAGGAAACCUUUGACUGCUUAGAUGAAUAAUACAACUUCACCCAAGAUAAUACAAUAAUACAAAUACUGUACAGAUUAUGCACCGUUGUCUUCGUGUGGGUUAGGUUAGUUUUUUUUUUUUAAUAAAUUUCGAUUUUUUUAUAUACAAUUGUGUUUCGACGCAAUUGAUUUUCCCAGAAUAAUUUUUUUGUAAUACCAUAAGGAAUAGAAGCGAGAUUAACAUUAUACUCAGUUGUAAAUCUUAGAACAGAAAAUAAAUUGACGUGACAGUGACAUACAAAUAUAUAUAUAUAUAUAUAUAUAUAUAACUAUUAAAAGAAGAAGAAAAACGAGAAAAAGGACGAAAAACCAAAAAAAAAAUAAGAUUAAAGAAAUCUUAUUUGACAUUAAUCUAACCAACAGAACCUGACACACAACUCAUUACUUUCUUAAGCCAGAAAAAAAAUCAAUUAAGUUCUUACAGAUGACAGGUGUGAGAACUCGCCCACGUUACAGCUUUCAGUAAAUGCUAAGUCAACUCUCCCAUCAACUUUCUAUCUCAUACCCCGAGUUGUGGCUACGCUGGGCGGGGUGGGCGGUGGGAAGGAGGGAAUGUCGAGUAUCUCAUAACCUCAAAAUGUGUUGGAAUGAUUAAUGGAAAUUUGAGGAUCGAUUUCUUCUUUUUUUCUGUGGAAUUUUUAUCUUAAUUUAGAAUGAGAGAAGGACAUGUGAUUCUUGCCAUAGAGAGUCUCAGUGAAAUUUUGAUCACCAUCUAAAAAAAAUCACAAUAAUUACUAAUAAUUUCAUUUAAACUAAUGAAAAAUAACUCAAAGAAGACUGUAAGCUCACGUUUAUAAAUUACCUUUGACGUAACGAUUCAUUAGAGGAGAUGAUUUAUGACUGCUAAAUUAUUCAUAAACUCAUUAACUUAUUCAUUAACACGUAGGGUAAUGAACACACACGUAUGAAUACCUGUGUAGGGAGGAAGAGAAGUGGAUGGACAGGUAACAAAAUGACAAACGACCGACAAGAGGGUGAAAAGAGAGAAAGAGAGAGAGAUAGAGAGAGACGGCAAUGUUAAAGGGGAAGAACGAGAGGAAGAGAGAGCAGUAAGGAGUGAUUGAUGAGGUGAGAGAGUGGAGAAGGUGUUGGUGAAUGAGGAAGAGGAAGAGGAUGAAUAACAGGUGGGAGAAGAAGGGAAGUUGAGGGUUUGGGAAGAUGAGAAAGAGGAAGAGGAGGAGGAGGGGAAGAGUGAAGAGGAGUUGAGGUAGGAGACUAAAGAGGAGCGAGAAGAAGAAGGUGGGUGUUAAUUAGUCAUCCCACACAGUUAAGAACAUCCCCCAGGUGUGAGAAACACGUAAGGAACAGAAGGAAUAAACAGGAAUUAUUACAUCAAGGGAGAAAGAUACGAAGAUAAGAAUGAAGUAAACAAGAUUAAAGGAAGGAAGGAAGGAAAUAGAGGAACACGCAAGAUGAUAAAUGGGAAGACACUAGAGAGAAAAGACUGUGGAAAAAAUGAGUUGUAGAAGGAAUACUUGUGCUUAGUAUUUUUUUAUUGACGUCUUAAGUUUCAUUAUCAACCUAACCUAGUGUGUGUGUAUGUGUGUGUGUGUGUGUGUGUGUGUGUGUGUGUGUGUGUGUGUGUGUGUAUGUAUGUCUGACGCGCACACACACAUUAUUAUACACACGUCUGCUAUCAAUCUCAUAGUAUUAACAUCAACAAUCAACCCGGCAGGCGUCCUUAGCAACCAUCAACAUUCGUAGCAUUUGAUUGGUUGUUGGUUGCUAUGUGAUUCAUGACGUAACUCACUCAACAACCAAUAAACUGCUGCUAUAGGAUCUGACGGGUGCUAAGGUCACCAGAACUUAUAAGAGUUUCCUUUAGAAGUUCAUCAGUAGAGGUUAGUAUUCCUUCCCACUCUAUUAUGGAAGCUACGCCAGACGAAGGUUUAAGUCAUCAUUUGCCAGCACUGGAGAUCUGUAUAAUGACCCACUUUUCUGUAUCGGGAAUAUUUUUACCUUUUUUUUAUCAAUUUUUUCUUAUCAAAUUUGGUUUCAUUUAUGUAAUUGUUUUUGUGUAGACGAUUAUGUGUUUGUAAAGAAACACAUUUAUUAUAAAGGAACUGUGUUUGUUCGAUUGUGUUUGCUCUCUGGUGCUUAACGAACAACAAAAUAAUAAUGUCUCUUAUUUCUCUUGUCGACAAAUACUAUCAUUAACGUUAAGUGUUAAUCCUACAGUUGUAACAUUGAUUUCCGCCAGGUCAUGUAAACAUCCUGGUUCCUUUAGUUUAUAGGUGUAAAUAAUUUUCCACCUACAUAUAACAUCACAGGUAGAAUGAAUUAGCUGGAGAAAUAUUACAUCAUAAAAACGUAAGAAUAACAUAAGGCUUCUAUUAAAUGUGUAAUGUGAUAGUAAUUGAGACAAUCUUUAUCAAUUUCCAUCUUCAGGUAAUAAAUUAUAUACAUCAUUACAACCAUGAAUUUACCUGUGUACAUUAUAGGAUCUCAUUAUAAUAACUCAUUCGUUUGAUCCUCUUUACAGUAAAAAAAAAAAUCAUCAUACAUCUAGUUUGUUGGAUAUUACAGCUCAUUCAACCUGGAACUAAUCUACAUUAGGCUGUAAUGUAAAAGGGUGUACUAUAACAUUUUCAUUAAUCCUUGAAUGACAUCAUGGUACUCCGGGAUACCACCAAACGCAUCCCAGUUUAUAGCUGUAUAUCUCGUGUUAUGACGCAAUUGAGAGAGAGAAUAUAUUUUACAGCUUAAACACCGAAUACCUGUACAGUACUUAUUUACGAAUGUGAGUUGAUUGAUUUUUGUUUUACCUUCUGAUACUAAAUGGUAAAAGAAAAUGAUCUAACACAACUUACUUCUUUGUGUAUUUAUAUAAAGUAACCAUGAUAGUUAAAGCGAAAUGUGUAAUGUUGUUUAAUGAUUACCUGUAUAAAGAUUAAUAGGUAAACUAAUCACCCGGAAGAGUCAUUAUACCAGUGUUUUAUAAUCGUGAACGUUCAUCCUCCUUUUCCUCAUCAUCGUUAUAAGCACAGUUCAUUGUUAUCGUUAUGGUGUCAAUUGUUUACGCUGAUUCACAACAACAACAACAUCAAAAUUCAUGUGUAGAUGAAGCCAAUUCGGUGACAAGUGUAUUAUGGGGUUUACUAUAAACUUUCCUGCCAUAACUCUCGGGUGACGGAAGGUUCUGGGUUAGCUACUCCAGUUUGUGUGUGUGAGAGAGACAUGGUUCAAGGUUUAUUUUUUUGGUGGUGGGAAGAAGUUAAGUCUCUCUCUCCCUUAGCUUUUCUUUUUACUCAACAACUCCCUACCGAAGUUUCCUUACGUCAACAAAUUUCACUCACUUUCAGACAAGUAAAGCUGAACAUAUAAACAAACUUCCUGAUGGACCUUAGUUUACUUUCUGCCCGGUCACACACACACACACACACACACAGACAGACAUACACAUACACACACACACACACACACACACACACAGACA
Messenger RNA from Homarus americanus (American lobster), 4556 nucleotides. RefSeq names its product zwei Ig domain protein zig-8-like. Bases 1 to 885 code for a protein of 294 amino acids. The record is from RefSeq and is a predicted model, not a curated record. Gene Ontology annotation, cellular component: neuron projection membrane. The transcript is spliced from 6 exons. NCBI's taxonomy places the organism in Eukaryota, Metazoa, Arthropoda, Malacostraca, Decapoda, Nephropidae. Gene Ontology annotation, biological process: synapse organization.